This is a messenger RNA of Octopus sinensis (East Asian common octopus), 5340 nucleotides long. Its product is annotated as zinc finger protein 26-like. The transcript has 2 exons. Gene Ontology annotation, biological process: regulation of transcription by RNA polymerase II. The coding region runs from base 723 to 3062 and encodes 779 amino acids. NCBI's taxonomy places the organism in Eukaryota, Metazoa, Mollusca, Cephalopoda, Octopoda, Octopodidae. The record is from RefSeq and is a predicted model, not a curated record. Gene Ontology annotation, molecular function: DNA-binding transcription factor activity; RNA polymerase II cis-regulatory region sequence-specific DNA binding.
AAUUUCCUCCCCUCCAUCCCGUUGCACCCCAUACCGGAGCCGCGGCCGUGGCUGCUGCCGGCGGCUACGGAAAUUGCCGAGGGAUUGCGGUCGGAUAAUCGAAUGGCAUUAACAGGUACACUUUUUCGGUGGUCACCGUGAAUGGUAGUUGGAUGUCCACUCGCAGUACCAGAUCUCGGCCUGCCUUAUUCCCUAAAGAAUUCAUCAAUCGAGGUGACUUUGAUAUUUCAUCAUAGCUGAAUGAUUUCUCCAAGAAACUGAAAAUUUAUACUACUUCAUGAAAGAACAUCAUAUUCUGGAAUUUGCCAUCUUACCAUUCCAGUGGUAUAAUGUGGCAGCUAAUAUGCAUUCUGUUUCAUCCAGAUUGUGGUUUUCAGAAGUAUUCCCUAUACUGACAACUGGUAUCUAUUCUAACACUUGGCAAAGUUUGCCUUCUUUAACCCAUUCCAUUUUAUUCCUUUUUUUAUAUGUAUAUUUACACAUCACUGCUGCAUAAAGAAAAGUUUCUUAAUGAGCUGCAACUGGUGGCAUCUAUUUAUUUAUUUAUUUAAUCCUUUCAUUGAAAAUUCUGUGAGCACACUUUCAUUUUUGUCAAAAUGUAAAACUUCCCACUCAUGCUGUCCAUCUGUAUAUUUUCAAGUGGUUUUCCACCCAUCUCACAUUCACCAACAAUCAAAUUAUACCAACAGCUUUAUUGUCAACUCUGAGAGUAACUUUCCAAAAUGAUGACCGAAUGUAAAUACUGCAAGAAAACCUUCAAUCAUUCUGGUCAUCUAACACGUCACAUUCGCACUCAUACUCGGGAGAAACCUUAUGAGUGCAGCUAUUGUAAGAAGAGAUUCUCUGACUCCAGUACUCUCACUGUUCACACGCGUAUUCACACCGGUGAGAGACCUUUCUGUUGUAAAUUCUGCAAAAAAACUUUCUCUCGCUCUGACAGCUUGCGUGUACAUGUACGCACUCACACAGGAGAAAAGAAAUUUGAGUGCUGUCACUGUCGCAAGACCUUUUCUCGAUCGGGUAAUCUGACCGUCCAUAUGCGAACACAUUCAACAGUGCCCAAUGGGGACACUUGUAACAGUAUCCACAACAGUGGCAGAGAAUGCAGUGGUUGUAGUAAAUCAUUCAAUCAACCUCAAGAUUUAAAUUGCCACAUAAAAACACAACAUCACCAUCAUCGCGAUGCUGAUAAUUCUCUUUUCCCAGCCCUUUGCAAAACAGAAACUGUUGAUGUUUAUUCCAAACCGUCCUGUUGCAGUACUAGCUACCAGCAACAUCCAUACCAGUCUUCAAGUGGCAGCCUCUGCUGUAAACGUGUCUCUUCAAGUAAUUUAUCAAUGAGUUAUGAUCAGUGUAACAAUGGAAGCAAGUUGAAUGGUUACCUUGGCAACCAGUCUACUGAAAAGUCAUGUGGUGUGGUUACAAACCAAAGUAUGGACAUGAAGCCAGAACUACCUGUAUCUGUUGCUAAUCAUCACAGUAACCUUCAUUGUAAUAUGCCAACCUCAUCAGGACACUAUACACAGCUGUUGCUGCAAAAUGAAAACAAAACAUUUGAUUGCAACAACUUUGACAAAUCUCUUUCUCGAACAUGUCAACUACAACGGCAUUUUCAAAGAUCGCUGGAGGGUAUUGACACUUUUGUGUCAACGUCGUCAGCAUGUGACAAUCAAAACGUUGUUUACAUGAAUACAGGUUUGCAUGGACAUACAGCAGAAAAGACUACUCAAUGUGGACUCUGUGAGAAGUCUGUAAUACACAUGUGCCAUCUGAAUGGUGAUAAUUAUUGCAUCCCUUUUUCAAAUUCUUAUAACAGUUUGACAAAUGUUACCAACAUCCCAACAAUGUCCAUGUGUUCUACUUCUGACAUCAACCGGAACCAAGCUUGUACCUACAUUAACCAUCCACCUCUUUCUUCGCAACAGACAUUUGAUUGUGAACGCUGCAAGAAUUCAAGUCACACAAAUAGUUUAACUGAAUCCAAACCUCCAAGUUUAAAUAGUCAGAUUUACAUUAAACCUGACUUAACUUCCAAUUCUGGUACUGAUCAUGUCCAUAGUUCUUGUGCAUUAAUUAAUAAUAAAACACAUAAUGGAGAAUUUAAGUAUGGAUGUGAAAAUUGUAAAACUUCAAAUAACAUAAAAGAUGAAAAAAGUUCUCCUGGUAUGAUAAGUUCUUUUAAUGGACAAAAUGAAAAUUUGAAGAAAUCUCAAAAUAUUUCUUUAAGUAGCACCAAAAAUCAAUCUUGUUCAUACGGUGGCAACAACAAAUUGCACAACAAAGAUCAACUGUAUGGAUGUAAACAGUGUGAUGUGUCCUGUAAAGAUGGCCAUGGAUUUGGUCAUGAAGCUGAUACAAAACCUUGUCUACCUUUAUCUGUGAGCUAUAAUAAUCAACAUGAACUUGAUGUCAAACCAAAUCUAUCCAUCUGUCCAUCUCUUGAGCCAAACAUCCAACCCAACCCAUAUUAUAAUAAUAUAAGAAAUCACACAGCUGAUAAACAAUUUGGUUACAUGAAAUCAUUUGCUCCUAAUACGCUGGAUAUAAAAACUGAUCCAACAGGUUCAAAUUCAUUCUUUGGCUUUCUACAAUCCCUCCCUGAUACUAAUCUCUUUGAAUGUGAUAAUAAUGGAGACCAGUCAUUUAUGCAGUUUAAUGGUUUUCUCAGUACACAAAAUACUUCUCAAAAGUCUUGUUUGUUAUCGUCAAGAACUUCCAACAACUCUGAAAUAGUAGAUAUUAAACCUAAUUUAUCUUCUAUUCAUGACCAUUAUCACCAAGCUCUCACACAUUUUGGUCAAGGGGAUACAUUUGCCAAAUCAGAUUUCUCUUCAUGUUUUAUUAAUAACCAACCCUCACUGGAGUCUAGUUUUUAUGACCCUGCUGGUGCUGCCAGUGUUGGAAUCACCAACACUGGUACAGGUGUUUCUGCUGGUUCUGGAAUGUCUAUAAAACCUGAACCAUUUUUCUGUUCCUCCAGUGAAACUCAGUCACAACCAUUCUCAUAUCAUAACUUUGAUCAAGCAGACAUUAAACCAGACUUGUCGUUGUUAUGGUUCUAAAUGUCAAAUUUAUGGAAGAACAAUACAGAUUUAGGAGAGAAAAAACUCCUAGUCUGGUUCUAGUCUUACCUGCCAAAGAACAUUUGUUGUUGUUUAUCUGGUGUAAUUUUUCUUUUUUGUUUGUUACUUGUGUAUUGUAUAAAUGUUUUUUUUUUUUUGUUUUUUGCUUCAAAAUCUCCAUUAAAAACUGGCCAAAGGUUUUGAUACAAAACCAACUUUGACUCAGUCAACUAAGUUCGGAAUUAUAUGAUUCUUCAAGAAAAUCCAACCAGUGUCUAUAUAGUAUAAAUUAAUCAAGUAAAAUGACCAGUUCCUACUCACUUUUACUGAAUAUACCUCACAUAAAGCUACAAUCAUAUCCUAAAGCAAUCAGCAAUUUAAUGAAGCCAUUUGUCCUUAUUUAUCAUAAACUUUUAAGAUUAUUUUUGCUACUUGGGGUUAUUUAUAUAAUACUUCUGUGAAUUCCCACAACCAUUCUGAAAAACCAAAGAGCUUCAUACAAAAAUUACCAGAAUUAUUGAAGUAAAUGUUUAUAAUUUACUGGAGGUUAGUUGGUAAUUCCCAUUUGGUGUUAAGUUUAAGAUUUUAGAAAUCUUGCUAGAGGGCAGUGUUAAUGGUGAGUAAAGAAGUCAUUCAUAUACAUACACACUUUUUAUUUUAUACAUUUCCAUUAUUUAUGAAUUUCACUCAUGAAACAAUAACUCCUUAGGGGCCUUAAUAUGGAUGCCAACUUACAGUUUAAAUUAUUAGACUGUUUAGGAUGAAUUUGCAACACUUCAGUAUUACCUCACUGAUUCAUUAUUAUUUGAAAGAUUUUGAAAUUUCUCUUACAAAUAUACUGCAAUUAAAAAUUCAAAACUGAUUUUCAUUUCUUUUUCUCCGCCACUGGCUGGAAUUAGUAGAUUCUGAUGGCUCUAUUAAACUCAGCUUUUGUCAAGUAUUCCCAUCAAUAUAUUCUGCAGCUAUUUUCAGGUGUCAUUUUUUUUACAUACUUCCUUUGGUUAGGAUUGAAUUAGAAAAAUCUUCUGAUGUAACUCCUGGAUUUAGUCUAAACUUUUUUCAUAAGAAAUGGCUGUACCUGUUUUAAUGGUAUAUCAAUUUAUUUCAAUAAAGGCAGCCACAGAGCUGGCUUUAACUAACAGUCAACCUGUCAUCAAAUACCUUGAUUAUCAGGUAUGUGUCUUAUGUCUAGUAUUAAAAAAGUUUAAAAAUUCACAAUCGUUUGAAACAUGUCCAGAUCUGUGUGAAAAUAGGGGAAUAUGUCUAAGUUUAUUUUAAAGGAAGUAAUGUAAUCUGUGUAACAAAAUAUCGACUAAUAAACUUUUGAAAAUGUCUAUAAAAUAAAAUUAGAUUUCUAAAUUCUCAUUCAAUUCCAGUUCCUAGUCAUGUGCCUGAUAUAUUUCUCACUCCACUGUUUUAGGAUCUUUAAAGCUUAAAUUUUUGGGGCCUCCAGCAAGCUCGGGUAUGAUAUGUAUUUAAUACUUUGAUUUCAUUGAAAUGAUGUAAGUGGGAUGACCUUCCAAAAAACUUUGUGUUUCAUUGAAUGGAUAAGAAAUGUGUUUUGAUUUAGUUUAUGAUGGUAUUGACCUCAACACUACAAAUUGUAAAGCACUCAUUAGUUUUUAAUUUUGUGCUUUUAUUGCUUGCUGUGGAAAGUCAUUCCUACUUUGUGGUAUCUGUUAUCAACUAGUUACGCUGGGCUAAACACAAACCCAGUGAUAUUAGCAGGCUCUUGUCCAGCUGUCUGGUAUUCUAUCAGCUUGGUCCUCUAUGCUCUCAUUUCAUAUAUGUCAGCUGCUUAAAAUAUUGUUAGCAUAUAAAGCGGUCAUGGGCCACCUGCGGUUUGCAGACCGCAUGCAGCCCACAGGAGUUUCCUAGUAGUGCAGCCCACCUGAUGGUUAGUCAUGUCUCAUGUGGCCCGCUUCUUGAAAAAGGUUGCCCAUGUCUGUUAUAAAGACUUGUGGGAAACUAACCAACAAUAAAUUUUAGAAUUGAAAUAUUCUGAUCCUGAAAAACAGAAAAGAUAAUGUUGGCUGGUUGUAUAGUUAAUAUAUACUAUUCUAAGAUUAAUUGUUUCUUCUCUUUCACAACCUGAUGCCUUAAUUACUAAAUGAUCCCAGUUUCAAUUAACUACAUUUAAAAAUUAGAUUAGUAAUGAGAAUUGGGUGGGGAGUAUUCGUUAGUUAUUUCUACUCAAGCUUUUCAAAUGAGAUGUAGUUGCAAUGAGAGAAUGACCGCAAAGGAGAAUACCAUCAUUUAGUAUCAUCCUUUUACAGUU